GCUUAUCAUACAGAUGCAGCUCCCUUCUUCAGCCAGCGCUCGCCCUCCUCCUCUCUCAUAUUCUCACACACUCCCUCCUCUUGUCAGCCCUCUACUCUCCUUCAGAUUCCUCACCCAGCCAAUCAGCAGGCUUAGUGGGGGCAGGGCGUAGCAGAAAGACCAUUCCAGUGCAGAGCUGUAUCAUCUCCCUAGAGCUAACCGGGAGCUAGCAACUGAGAGGGGAGAGGCAGAGUAAAACCUAGCCUGUGUGUGUGUGUGUGUUUGUUUGCGUGUGUGUGUAUGAGAGAGAGAGAGAGGCGGUGAGUGCUGCGUGUCGCAGACUAGCAGGCACGGCUACUGGACCUUUUUCCUUUUAACCUUGCCUUGCCCAGCUGCUCAGCUCAGGCCUGCUGCCUCUUUCACUCCAGGUCGGACGGAUCAGUGAGGGGGGGAGAGGAGUAAACUUGCGCAAGGCGUCCUUCUUUCACAGGCUCUACUCUGAGAAGCACACGGCAGCUGACAGCUCCUGGGCAGGAUGAUAGCGGCUCAGCUUCUGGCCUACUACUUCACCGAGCUGAAGGAUGAUCAGCUCAAGAAGAUUGAUAAGUACCUUUACUCCAUGCGUUUCUCUGACGAGACGCUGAAGGACAUCAUGGGCCGUUUCCGUAGGGACAUGGAGAACGGACUCGGCCGAGACACGAACCCCACAGCGACGGUGAAGAUGCUGCCCACCUUUGUUCGGUCCAUCCCUGAUGGAUCAGAAAAGGGGGACUUCAUAGCUCUUGAUCUUGGUGGGUCAAACUUUCGGAUCUUGCGUGUCAAAGUGACACAGGACAAGAAGCAGCCAGUUCAGAUGGAGAGCCAGGUUUACGACACUCCUGAUGACAUCAUCCAUGGGAGUGGGACACAGCUCUUUGACCAUGUAGCUGAGUGCCUGGGUGAUUUUAUGGAGAAACAAAAAAUUAAGGAUAAAAGACUACCUGUGGGAUUUACGUUCUCCUUCCCCUGUGUCCAAUCCAAACUGGAUGAGGCCGUCCUUGUGACUUGGACAAAGAAAUUUAAGGCUAAUGGUGUAGAGGGAAUGGAUGUUGUGAAACUUCUCAACAAGGCAAUUAAGAAACGAGGGGACUAUCAAGCAGACAUCAUGGCAGUGGUGAACGACACAGUUGGCACCAUGAUGACAUGUGGAUUUGACGAUCAGCGUUGUGAAGUGGGAAUCAUUAUAGGAACGGGGACAAACGCCUGCUACAUGGAGGAACUGCGUCACAUGGAUCUGGUAGAAGGCGACGAAGGCCGAAUGUGCAUUAACACCGAAUGGGGGGCUUUUGGGGAUAACGGCUCCUUGGAAGACAUUCGUACAGAAUUUGAUCGAGAGAUUGACAGAGGUUCCCUCAACCCAGGAAAGCAAUUGUUUGAGAAGAUGGCCAGUGGAAUGUACAUGGGAGAGCUGGUUCGACUCAUCCUAGUGAAGAUGGCCAAGGAGGGGCUCCUGUUUGAGGGAAGAAUCACUCCUGAGCUUCUGACCAAAGGAAAGAUCGAAACAAAGCAUGUUUCUGCCAUAGAGAAGACUAAAGAAGGACUGAAGAAAUGUAUGGAGAUCCUGACCAGACUUGGUGUGGAACCAUCAGAUGAAGAUUGCCUGGCAGUCAGGCAUGUAUGCACCAUUGUGUCCUUCCGCUCUGCAAAUCUGAUUUCUGCGACUCUGGGAGCUAUCCUCUCACGCCUAAAGGACAACAAAGGAGUUGGACGCCUUCGCACGACUGUGGGAAUUGAUGGUUCUCUCUACAAAAUGCACCCUCAAUACGCCCGGCGCUUGCACAAGACCGUACGUCGUUUGGUUCCAGACUCUGAUGUCCGCUUCCUGCUGUCUGAAAGUGGGAGUGGCAAAGGUGCCGCCAUGGUGACAGCAGUGGCCUACCGUUUGACCGACCAGGCGCGCCAGAUUCAGGAGACUUUGGCAGAGUUCAGGCUGAGCAAAGGUCAACUGCUGGAGGUGAAGAAACGCAUGAGAAUGGAAAUCGAAAGAGGCCUGAAGAAGGACACCCACAAGGAGGCGACAGUCAAAAUGCUGCCUACAUUUGUUCGGAGUACACCAGAUGGAACAGAAAAUGGAGAUUUUCUAGCUUUGGACCUUGGAGGAACAAACUUCCGUGUGCUUUUGGUUAAGAUUCGCAGUGGGAAGAAGCGCACAGUAGAAAUGCAUAACAAAAUCUACGCCAUUCCCAUAGAAGUCAUGCAGGGCACAGGAGAGGAGCUUUUUGACCACAUUGUGCACUGCAUCUCCGACUUCCUGGACUACAUGGGAAUGAAAAGCGCUCGACUGCCGCUGGGUUUCACCUUCUCCUUCCCCUGUCACCAGACCAGUCUGGAUGCAGGUAUCCUGGUAACCUGGACAAAAGGCUUCAAGGCAACAGACUGUGAAGGUGAAGAUGUUGUGGAGCUUCUCCGAGAAGCAAUCAAAAGAAAAGAGCUUGAAGACCCAGAGUUUGAGCUGGAUGUGGUUGCCAUAGUGAACGACACCGUGGGAACGAUGAUGACCUGUGCGUAUGAAGAGCCAACAUGUGAAGUCGGACUGAUUGCCGGCACAGGAAGUAAUGCCUGCUACAUGGAGGAGCUGAAAAACAUCGAAAUAGUGGGAGGCACCGAGGGUCGAAUGUGUGUCAACAUGGAGUGGGGGGCGUUUGGAGACAACGGCUGUCUGGACGACAUCAGGACAAAAUAUGAUCAGGCAGUGGACGAAAACUCACUCAACGAAGGCAAACAGAGAUAUGAGAAGAUGUGCAGUGGAAUGUAUUUGGGAGAAAUUGUGCGGCAGAUUUUGAUUGAUCUGACGAAGCGUGGCUUCCUCUUCCGAGGACAGAUUUCAGAGACACUGAAGACUCGCGGCAUCUUUGAGACCAAAUUCCUGUCACAAAUAGAGAGCGAUCGUCUGGCGCUGCUGCAGGUCAGAGCGAUCCUGCAGCAGCUGGGACUCGACAGCACCUGUGACGACAGUAUUAUCGUUAAGGAGGUGUGUGGAACUGUGUCCCGCCGCGCCGCUCAGAUCUGCGGAGCCGGAAUGGCCGCCGUGGUGGACAAGAUCCGUGAGAACCGAGGACUGGACCACUUGGACAUCACCGUGGGUGUGGACGGCACGCUGUACAAGCUGCACCCACACUUCUCUCGGAUCUUCCACCAGACAGUAAAAGAACUCGCCCCUAAAUGUGACGUUAACUUCCUGCUGUCGGAGGACGGCAGUGGCAAGGGAGCUGCUCUCAUCACUGCCGUGGGCUGCCGCCAGAGGGAGCUAGACGCCCAGCAACACUGAGCCGCUCUGUCCCGUUUGUCCACCACGACUUCCUGCUGAUCACUUCUCACUUGCACAGCCUGAAUCCAUUUCCCCCCAUCGCCAGCCGUGACUCCACCUCUGCCCCACCUGCAGCCAGCGACGUGCUCCACGCAUAGUUUUAAAACCGAAGAUGCAGAUAUUUAUAACUCCAGAGGCUUUAUUAUUUCCCUGUUUGUAUAUUUCCCUUCAUAGAAUAACUCUAAGCUCCUUAGGUGUGCAAUAUUUGUGUCGCUGAUUUUAUUUUUAUAUGGAGGCAGAUAUUUAACUGUUUAUACAGCCACUUUAGGUCCAAGGAUGUUGCGCCAUAAACUAGCAAACGUGUGCACUUUUUAUAUGAGAGCUACAGCGGAAGCGUUUCGUGUAAUUUACAAAUUAAAAAAUGAAUUGUGAAACUUGUUUUCAACAGGUUCAAACAACAGCUUUACAAGGACUGGCUAAAUUCACCACACAAGCACAAAAUCCUACCAAGUAUUUUUGCUCUACUUUCUAGCGAACAAUGGAAAUGAGACAAAACUAACGUCACUCAAAUUUUAUUUGUAUGGAACGUUUCAUAAAAACACAAAAAUACAAAGUCAUAGAACAAACAGUCAAUAAUUGAAGCGUUACAUUUUCUCAUCGUUAUUAAUGUUUCAUUGAUUGUUAAUCAAAACCAACUCUAAACAGGUUUUGGUCUGGAUUUAAAGGAGCUCAGUGUUUUGGCUGUUUUGCAGUUUUCUUUAAGUGUGUUCCAGAUUUGUGGUGCAUAGA
This is a messenger RNA of Poecilia reticulata (guppy), 4054 nucleotides long. RefSeq names its product hexokinase-1. Gene Ontology annotation, cellular component: mitochondrion; cytosol. NCBI's taxonomy places the organism in Eukaryota, Metazoa, Chordata, Actinopteri, Cyprinodontiformes, Poeciliidae. The record is from RefSeq and is a predicted model, not a curated record. Gene Ontology annotation, molecular function: D-glucose binding; mannokinase activity; glucokinase activity. Gene Ontology annotation, biological process: glucose metabolic process; glucose 6-phosphate metabolic process; intracellular glucose homeostasis.